Molecule: messenger RNA, 990 nt
Organism: Lutzomyia longipalpis
Lineage: Eukaryota; Metazoa; Arthropoda; Insecta; Diptera; Psychodidae
Gene: tap
Product: basic helix-loop-helix neural transcription factor TAP
Exons: 1
Coding region: 1-990 (329 amino acids)
Molecular function (GO): protein dimerization activity
Source: RefSeq, a predicted model, not a curated record
AUGUCCUGCUACAGUGGUUUCGAUGACGGAUCUUUUGGUUUCAAUGAAUCCGUAUCGUCCACGGAUAGUGGCUUCGAGAAGAGCUACGAAUCAUCGGAUUUCUCCGGAGGAUACCAAUUAAACUACUCUGGGUGUGAAUUAGCGGGAGUCCCGGAAGUCCCUGUGGAAAUUUCCUCUGAAAAUCAAGACAUUAAAAUGGAAUCCUUUGCCCCGGUUCUGGGGACUUCAACGCCCAUGAAGGGAAAUUCCGCACAGACUGCAAAGCCAAAGAGGAAGUACGCCGUUGGAAAGAAUCGCGUCACCCGUUCACGCAGCCCCACGCAGAUCCUUCGUAUAAAAAGGCAUCGAAGGAUGAAAGCAAACGAUAGGGAGAGAAAUAGAAUGCACACACUCAAUGAAGCCUUGGAGCGUCUUCGGUUAGCCCUUCCCACAUUCCCCGAAGAUACAAAACUCACAAAAAUUGAGACUCUACGCUUUGCCCACAAUUACAUCUUUUCCCUGGAGCAAGUGCUCGAGAAUGAGGGCUCUGUGAAUUUUGACUUGGAAAAGCUCCAAAGUAUCACCCUGAGUGGGGAAAGGAUCACAAAGGAACUCUUCCAUGCUCUCUUCAUUAGGAAUGUUUCCCCGCAUGCAUUUGCAACAUCAGCACCGGGAUUCACCCCCAUGGAUUUCUACCACAGCAUGCAGCACUACAGUGUCUCCCUGAAUAAUCCCCAUCAACCCCAGGAGCAAGGAUUCUCCAAGCAGAAUUACGAUUUAUUCAGAAAUGCCUUUCAUACAGCAGCCAGGAGUCAUGCAACGAUCCCCAGUUACGACUACUUGCAACAGAGCUCUGCGUAUCCUCCAAUGACGAACAUUGGGGAGGGUUUGGGAACAUCAGUGGAUAGGAAUUACCAUCAAUCGAGUAGUUUUUACAAUCAAACUCCUCCGUGGCGAGAGAGUAGUGACUUGCAAAUGGUAGAACCACUACCAUUUUGUGAAAGAUUUUAA